AUGUUCGGGAAGCAGAAGCCAGGCGCCGACUCUGGCGGCGGCGGCCGCCGCAACACGCGCUCGCGCAAGGUGUCGCAGCGCAUGGCCGUUGUCGAUGAGUCGUCGCGGAAGCAGGCGGUGCAGGCGCGGCUCGACGCGCUGGAGGCUGACAACAACGAAGCGCAGGACCCUUUCGGGCUCGGGGAGGACGACGACGACGAGUUCAUCAUCGCAUCAGAUGGGGAUGAAGAGCUGGAGUUGGGCGGCAAGCGCAAGCGCAAGGGGGCUGGCGGCCCCAAGCGCAAGACGCGCGCGAUGAAGGCGGACAGCAAGGUGCCCAAGACCUUUGCAAGGCUCCUGGAGGACAGCGGCAUCGAGUCGGCGCCCUCUGGCGUGCCGACCUACCUCACAGCGGCGGUCGGCCCAACCACUCUGCACGCGGCGCGCAAGUUCUGCACUGUCUGCGGCUUCGAGUCACCGUGA
Messenger RNA from Monoraphidium neglectum, 462 nucleotides. RefSeq names its product zinc finger HIT domain-containing protein 1. Gene Ontology annotation, cellular component: Swr1 complex. Bases 1 to 462 code for a protein of 153 amino acids. Gene Ontology annotation, biological process: chromatin remodeling. The record is from RefSeq and is a predicted model, not a curated record. Gene Ontology annotation, molecular function: nucleosome binding. The transcript has 4 exons. NCBI's taxonomy places the organism in Eukaryota, Viridiplantae, Chlorophyta, Chlorophyceae, Sphaeropleales, Selenastraceae.